Myotis davidii is the source of this 810-nucleotide messenger RNA. Its product is annotated as keratin-associated protein 4-7-like. Bases 1 to 810 code for a protein of 269 amino acids. The transcript is spliced from 2 exons. Lineage: Eukaryota; Metazoa; Chordata; Mammalia; Chiroptera; Vespertilionidae. The record is from RefSeq and is a predicted model, not a curated record.
AUGUGCACCGUGCCCGAGUGUGACAUCAGCACGUUCACCGUGCCCGAGUGUGACAUCAGCGUGUUCACCGUGCCCGAGUGUGACAUCAGUGUGUGCACCGUGCCUGAGUGUGACAUCAGCGUGUUCACUGUGCCCGAGUGUGACAUCAGUGUGUGCACCGUGCCUGAGUGUGACAUCAGCGUGUUCACUGUGCCCGAGUGUGACAUCAGUGUGUGCACCGUGCCUGAGUGUGACAUCAGCGUGUUCACUGUGCCCGAGUGUGACAUCAGUGUGUGCACCGUGCCUGAGUGUGACAUCAGCGUGUUCACUGUGCCCGAGUGUGACAUCAGUGUGUGCACCGUGCCUGAGUGUGACAUCAGCGUGUUCACUGUGCCCGAGUGUGACAUCAGUGUGUGCACCGUGCCUGAGUGUGACAUCAGCGUGUUCACCGUGCCUGAGUGUGACAUCCGCACGUGCACUGUGCCUGAGUGUGACAUCAGUGUGUUCACCGUGCCCGAGUGUGACAUCAGCUGUGACAUCAGUGUGUUCACCGUGCCUGAGUGUGACAUCAGUGUGUUCACUGUGCCCGAGUGUGACAUCAGUGUGUUCACCGUGCCUGAGUGUGACAUCAGUGUGUUCACUGUGCCCGAGUGUGACAUCAGUGUGUUCACCGUGCCUGAGUGUGACAUCAGCGUGUUCACUGUGCCCGAGUGUGACAUCAGUGUGUUCACCGUGCCUGAGUGUGACAUUAGUGUGUUCACCGUGCCCGAGUGUGACAUCAGUGUGUUCACCGUGCCCGAGUGUGACAUCACCCCGUUCACGGUGCCUUAG